Molecule: messenger RNA, 384 nt
Organism: Schistosoma rodhaini
Lineage: Eukaryota; Metazoa; Platyhelminthes; Trematoda; Strigeidida; Schistosomatidae
Source: the annotation of a GenBank genome assembly
AUGAGUAAUAUUGCUGCGACAGAUUACACAAAUUCUGUUUACUCCGCAAAUGUAGACUCCUUACCAUCCACUGCUUUCCUUCAGAUCGUUUCAACCCACUUCAUCUGUAACGCCGCGGUCGAUGUUUUCGCUAUACUUUCCAGAUUUCCUAAAAAAUUAGGAUCAAUUAAACAUCAUGGAAGUGGCGAUAAUAUUAUCCAUCGUAAUAAUAACAAUAAAAAUUCAAUUUCACCGAAUCCUGACACUCUACCAAAUUCAUCAUUUACACGUACAAUAUCGGAUCCGGAGACAGCGAUGCAACAAAAACGUCAACGUACAUUAGAAGCUAAAUUUAUGCAAAUGUUACAUCAUGAUAAUAUUGGAUCAGGUACGUUUGAGAAGUAG